Molecule: messenger RNA, 522 nt
Organism: Cutaneotrichosporon oleaginosum
Lineage: Eukaryota; Fungi; Basidiomycota; Tremellomycetes; Trichosporonales; Trichosporonaceae
Source: RefSeq, a predicted model, not a curated record
AUGUGGUGCAACCGCCUUGCGCGUCGAAUGGCGGACCGCGAACGGAUGAAGCAACAUCGUCAAGCGGCGCUCACGCGUUUUCGUGGGAUGAGCGAUCUCGAGGAGCCUGAAGACGAGGACGAUCGCGAACGCCAGGCACGAGUCGAUGACGAGGAGAUAUUCCGUCGUCUCAUGGUCCUUCAACGCCGACGAGAACAGCACGCCGCACUCUUGUCCCACGAAACGGAGACGGGAGGGAGCGACCCAGCAUUGCCAGAGUUCUGGGAGGAAGAGGCAGACGCUCUGGCGCGCGAGGAGCGCGCGCUAUACCAACACCUUGACGCGAGCUUCAGCGUGAGCGCCGAGUUAGAGCGCGAGGCGGCCGCGGCGGAGGAGGCUGAGGCUGCGAUGGAGGCGGAGGAACUUGCGUGGGUCAAGAGGGCUGAGAGUCAAAUCUCUCAGUCAGACGAGUUUGACGAAGCGGACUGGGCUGCGAUUGCAGCGCUCCAGGAUGAGGAGGACGAGCCUAUGGAUGUAGAAUAG